This is a messenger RNA of Geodia barretti, 1218 nucleotides long. NCBI's taxonomy places the organism in Eukaryota, Metazoa, Porifera, Demospongiae, Tetractinellida, Geodiidae. The record is from the annotation of a GenBank genome assembly.
AUGCCCACUCUCGAAGAACUAUUCACCCAGGUUGACGCCCAGCGUGACGAGAUAAUCGCCCUCGAACAAACACUCGUACGCAUCCCGUCCGUCAAUACCGGUUUCAUGCCCACAGGCGACGAAACCCCAGUAUGCGAGUACAUCCGCGACUGGCUCGCAGAAGACGGCAUCGAGUCCGAAAUCCUUGGACGCACUCCCGAGCGAGGCAACAUCAUCGCCCGUAUCGAAGGCAGCAACUCCGAUGCCGGCCUCAUGUUCAUGUCCCACACCGAUGUCGUCCCGGUCGAAGAGGAAGAGAAGUGGCGAUUCCCACCCUUCAGCGCGACCAUCGCCGACGGACGCAUCUAUGGGCGCGGCGCAUCCGACUGCAAGGGGCUGCUUACCGCCCAGUUGUAUGCCAUGCGCCUCCUAAUUCGCAACGGAAUCCAGCUCGAAGACAGCCUGAUCUUCUGCUCCGGCGAAAAAGGACGCCUGCAAGUCGAAAUCGAGGUUAAAGGCGUCAGCUCCCACGCAUCCGUCCCAUGGCAGGGCACGAACGCCCUGUACACGCUGCAACGCGUCUUGCAGCGCAUCGAGGCAUACGAGCCGGAGCGCGACACAUCCACCAGCCUAUUCGAUCAUCUUUCUGUCUUCGCCAUCGAGCACAAGCCCUCAGCCGCAAACGUGGACGAAAUCAUCGCCGAAAUCGAGCCGGAGAACCCGCGCUUCGCCUCCAUGAUGCGCGCCCUAUCACGCAUGACACUCACCCCCACCAUGAUUAGCGGCGGCAUCAAGUCCAACAGCGUCCCCGAGACCAUCCGACUCACCUGUGACGUCCGCACGCUCCCACACCAGAGCGACGACUACCUGCGAGAGCAGUUGGAUUCCAUCCUGGAGGGCAUCCCCAACACCACCUACGAAAUCGACUACAUGGCAGUCCCCAACUCGUCCUCAUUCGACACCGACCUCGGCAGGAGCGUCCAGAGAGCAACAGCAGCCGCGCUCGGCAUAGACGACAUCCAGUGGGUACCCGCCAUCAGCACCGGCUUCACCGACUCCCGCUUCACCCGACCCCUCGGCACAGUAACCUACGGCUUCAACGGCUCCCACCCCGACGACGACCCCAUGCUCAGCCGCGCCCACGGCACCGACGAAUCCAUCGGCAUCAGCAGCCUCAUCAGCGGAACAAAAAUAAUGCUAGCCCUGGCCAUCGACGUCCUCAACGGCAAAAGCGACUAA